GGUUACAUUUACUGAGUUAUUCCCCUUAGUUAGGUCUAUAUAUUUCUAGUUUGCCAGUAGAGGGUGUUCUAUCAGUUCUCUGAUUGGUCAACUUCAAACCCUGUCUUCCCAGUUGUUACAAUGGAAGGAGAUUAUUCGCCUCCUUCUCAAAGGAAGUUUCCCAGACGUGGACGAAAACACUUCGAUGAUGGACCUGAUUCCGAGAAAUUCAGGAAACUUUUCAUUGGCGGUCUAAGUUAUGAUACCAAUGAAGAAAGUUUGAAGAAAUACUUCUCAAAAUGGGGUGAUAUUGUUGACUGUGUAGUGAUGAGAGACCCCAAUACUAAAUGGUCUAGAGGGUUUGGCUUCAUUACUUACAAAAAUGUGAGUGAAGUUGAUGAAGCUCAGAAGAAUAGACCACAUUCUUUGGACAACCGUGAAGUUGAGACCAAGCGUGCUAUGCCGAGAGAUGAUGCUGAAUCUCAAGCUACUGUCAAGAAAAUGUUUGUUGGUGGUCUUAAAGAAGACAUCACAGAUGAUCAGUUACGGGAGUUUUUUGAACCCCAUGGCAAAAUAGCAAACAUUGACUUGAUUACCGAUAAAACCACUGGCAAGAAGAGAGGAUUUGGUUUCAUUUCCUUUGAAGAUUAUGAUACUGUGGACAAACUUGUCUUGAAAAAGUACUUGACUUUAAAUGGAAAGCAAAUUGAAGUGAAGAAGGCUCUGUCUCGCUCUGAAAUAAACAAUAGCAGAAUGGGUGGUGGACCUGGCUAUGGUGGUGGUGGCGGCGGCGGCAGUGGAGGUCCUCGAGGUGGACGAGGUGGCAAUGACGGUCCUGGCCCCAUGAGAGGUGGUAUGGGUGGAAGAGGUGGCUCUGAUGGUGAGUGGUCUCCUGGAUUUGGUAGAGGCUUUGGAAGAGACAACUUUGGUGCUGGAGGUGGUUAUGGAAAUUUCGGAGGUAGCGGUUAUGGUGGUGGUGGUGGAGGAGGACCUGGUGGGGGUGGUUAUGGAGGGGGUGGAGGACCUGGUGGUGGCGGCGGUUAUGGAGGGGGUGGAUAUGGUGGAGGUGGAGGACCCAGUGGGAACUAUGGACCUGGUGGAGGUGGCGGAGGGCCUGGUGGAUAUGGUGGUGGCGGUGGCUAUGGAGGUGGAGGUGGUGGAGGACCCGGUGGA
Octopus bimaculoides (California two-spot octopus) is the source of this 1152-nucleotide messenger RNA. RefSeq lists its product as uncharacterized. Gene Ontology annotation, biological process: mRNA splicing, via spliceosome; regulation of translation. Gene Ontology annotation, cellular component: catalytic step 2 spliceosome. Gene Ontology annotation, molecular function: mRNA 3'-UTR binding. Lineage: Eukaryota; Metazoa; Mollusca; Cephalopoda; Octopoda; Octopodidae. The record is from RefSeq and is a predicted model, not a curated record.